AUGACUUGGAAAAUUGCUACUCUCCUGUCCGCAGUCCUGUCGCUAGGCUCUUUCGCCGCGGCAGAGUCCAUUCCCAACACUGACUACGAUGUCAUCGUCGUUGGUGGUGGACCCUCGGGUCUCAGCGCCUUGAGUGGUGUCUCUCGCGUGCGGAGAACUGCUUUGCUGUUUGAUAACCAGGAGUACCGCAAUGCUCCUACCCGGGCUAUGCACGAUGUGAUUGGCAAUGAUGGUACACCACCUGCCACUUUCCGUGGCUUGGCCCGCGAGCAGAUCUCCCGCUAUCCCACAGCUCAUUUCAAGAACUCCACUGUGCUGUCGAUCGUACCCUACGGCAAUAGCAGCGUGUCCGCCUUUAACGUGACCGACGACACGGGCAAAUCCUACACUUCGCGUAAGCUUGUGCUUGGCACUGGUGUCAGCGACGUGCUUCCCGCUACUCCCGGUGUGGACGAAGCCUGGGGCAAGGGACUCUUCUGGUGCCCAUGGUGUGACGGUUAUGAGCACCGUGACCAGCCUUUCGGCAUUCUCGGAAACAUUGCCGACGUUCUUGGCAGUGUUCUUGAGACUAACACUCUGUACUCCGACAUCAUUGCCUUUGUUAACGGAACUGACACACCAGCGGGUGAGGUCGCCGCUACUGGCCAACACGAUGGUUGGAAAGAGCAGCUUGAUGCGUGGAACGUCAAAAUUGACAACCGCACUAUCACCCGUAUUGAGCGCACCCAGGAUGGUGAGACCCAUCAAAAUAAGACCACCGACCAGCAGUUCGACAAAUUCCUCAUUCACUUCACCGAGGGUGAACCCGUUGAGCGUGGUGCCUUCAUCAUCAACGCGCCUACCGUUCAGCACUCCACCCUUCCUGCCCAGAUGGGCUUGAACAUCACGAACGAGAAGAUCGAUGUCGUUACGAGCAGCAUGCGCACUAGCAUGGCUGGUGUCUGGGGCGUCGGUGAUGCCAACAGCGAUGCUUCGACUAAUGUUCCCCAUGCUAUGUUCAGUGGAAAGAAGGCUGCCGUCUACCUGCACGUUGAGAUGUCCAAGGAGGAUUCUCAGUCUAAGGUCUCGAAGCGUAGUGGAUUGUCUCAGCGCGAGCUGAUGAAGGAAGCGAUUCGCGCUAUUGGAAGCAACCUUGAGCCCCAGUGGGAGCAGGUUGAGAAGCGUGAGGUGGUCUAA
Molecule: messenger RNA, 1176 nt
Organism: Penicillium pulvis
Lineage: Eukaryota; Fungi; Ascomycota; Eurotiomycetes; Eurotiales; Aspergillaceae
Product: NAD(P)/FAD-dependent oxidoreductase
Exons: 3
Coding region: 1-1176 (391 amino acids)
Molecular function (GO): oxidoreductase activity
Source: RefSeq, a predicted model, not a curated record